Lachnellula hyalina is the source of this 849-nucleotide messenger RNA. RefSeq lists its product as uncharacterized. The transcript is spliced from 2 exons. Lineage: Eukaryota; Fungi; Ascomycota; Leotiomycetes; Helotiales; Lachnaceae. The coding region runs from base 1 to 849 and encodes 282 amino acids. The record is from RefSeq and is a predicted model, not a curated record.
AUGGCCCCUACACCAUUACCGGCACACACAUACAACUUCGACUUCUCCUCAGCCUAUACGCCACACGUCCCCUCACCCCUCUCAUCCUCACCACUCCGUCCCAGCUCAACACCUUCCCCGCUGCAAAACCGCGACAUGAACGCGAGUUCAAAGCCCAUGCCUAAUACCUGGAAAUCCAAUAAUAACAAUUACAAUAACGACAAUGAUGCGAGAAUGAGCUCCCCCACCCCCUCGCCAUCAAAACCACAACCAAGCCCCUUCUCCCACCCACGAACCCGCAGCUCCAGCCUGCCAUCCCCCCCUCCCUCGCGCGGCAAAGAAAGCGUAUUCAGCAAACGCAUCGCGAAACCCAAUCCCCUGUUACACGCGGCCGGGAAAAGCAUAGGCGAGAAAGCUGAGACGCGGCGGAAGCUGUUUUUGCAGAAGGUCAGGGGCGCAGCGGAGGAGAAGAGAUGGACGGCUAGGGGGGGAGAUGAGGAAGUUAUGCGGGUGUUGUGGGAGAGGGAGGAGAGGGAGAGGAGGGUUCGGGAGAGGGUGCUCGCUGAUGGGAGUGGGUUUGGUGAUGUGGAUGUGGAGGAAGAGGAGAGUUUAGAUGAGAUUAUGGCUGAAGAAGUCGCUGUGGCUGAGCAGGCGGAGGUGGAGGCGCUGGUUGGGGAUUGGGUGCGCGAGAGGGAGUUUGGGAGUGAUGAGGAGGACUGGGAUGAGGUUUUCUUGGAGAUGCUUUCGCAGGAGGGGAAGAAGCAACAGGAGGGACAGAUGCAGGGACAGGAACAUGCACAUGCAGAUCAGCAGGUUCAGCAACAGGGACAGGGCCAUCAGGAGGAUCAUGAUAUGAUGGAUAUGAGUUAG